GUAGGCAUCGCCCUAGAUAACGGUAGAAUUCCGAUUCGCCGGGCGUCCUAUAGUAAAAAAUAAUCCUUCGCCCCGGUUCUUUGAGAAAAUUAAAUUCGUCGUAAGGACAAUUCGUCGACGAAUGAUAAUAAUAUAAAAAUAAAUAGACAGUUUUUGUACAUGAAAUUUCAUUAACCAUUGAUAAGUUUUUAAGUAAAUGUAUAUUUUCGAAGGUGAUUAAAACAGUUUCACAAUUGAGAGAAGUGCUACUACCCUGCUCGCUGCUGCUGUUGGAUUUUCACUGAUCGUUAUAUUUGGUAAAACCGAACAAGUGGAACGCCGUGAAGUUUGACGAAAUAAAAAGUGAUUCGUUGAACCGAGGGACGAUAGUUCUUUUUUUUGUUGAGUUUCUUUCGUACUACUUUGCAAGUGUCACACUCGAUAAAAUCGAGUGUUCCUAUAAAAGUACUAUAUAGUAGUAUAUUUUCCCUACGUAAAGUCAUGGCGGUGUAGUAGCAGCGACAGCGACAGCAGAAGCAGAACCAUCAGAACCAUCAACGGCGACGAUUUAAUAAGGCGGACGACAGGAAACAACCGGAUUCUGAUCUCAGUGGGAAAUAUAAGAGGCGUUAAACGACCGUAUCGAUAUAAAUUUUUGGAUUAACGAGGAGAAAAAAGAUUGCCAAAAAAGAAAACUACGGAUAUACCAAACGCGAGAUAGGCGUCAGAUCUAUCUCGCCGUCAGACAAAUAGCGGGACAAGACGUGGCGGAUUCGGUGACCCCUCGGCUGUGACAGAGGAGCACAGAAAAGAUAGGCCGCGAAAUGCGCGAAUACAAGAUAGUGGUGCUGGGCAGCGGUGGUGUGGGGAAGUCCGCCCUCACCGUGCAAUUCGUACAAGGUAUAUUCGUGGAGAAAUACGAUCCCACCAUAGAGGACAGUUACCGCAAACAGGUGGAGGUCGACGGACAGCAGUGCAUGCUGGAGAUCCUUGACACUGCCGGAACGGAACAAUUCACAGCGAUGAGGGAUCUGUACAUGAAAAAUGGCCAGGGUUUCGUACUAGUAUAUUCUAUAACGGCACAAUCGACGUUCAAUGACCUUCAAGACCUGAGGGAACAAAUACUACGAGUAAAAGAUACGGACGACGUGCCCAUGGUACUCGUCGGUAACAAAUGUGACUUGGAGGACGAAAGGGUGGUCGGCAAGGACCAGGGUGUUAAUCUAGCCCGGCAAUUCAAUUGCGCAUUCAUGGAGACCUCUGCCAAAGCGAAAAUAAACGUCGUCGAUAUAUUCUACGAUCUGGUACGACAAAUCAACAAGAAAUCACCUGAGAAAAAGAUGAAGCAAAAAAAGCCGAAGUUGUGCCGACUUUUGUAAGGAAAUCUAUGGGCCUAAACCCCCCAUUAUAUCCUUGUACUCAAGAAAUCGAAAAUAUAUAUAUAAAUAUAUACCAGUGUGGGGUUAGAAAGAAGAAUAAAAAAAACAAAACAAAAACAAAAAACAAACAAACAAACAACAAAUCAUAAAUAAAUAAUAAAAUGAAAAAUAAUGAGAAAAAGAAAACCGUGGAAGGGAAGGUUAGGGUAGAGAUUUAGAAGAAGGAAU
Athalia rosae (coleseed sawfly) is the source of this 1586-nucleotide messenger RNA. It is a transcript of the gene Rap1, whose product is annotated as ras-related protein Rap1. Gene Ontology annotation, molecular function: GDP binding; GTP binding; GTPase activity. Gene Ontology annotation, biological process: Rap protein signal transduction; cellular response to cAMP; negative regulation of synaptic vesicle exocytosis. The transcript has 4 exons. NCBI's taxonomy places the organism in Eukaryota, Metazoa, Arthropoda, Insecta, Hymenoptera, Athaliidae. The coding region runs from base 804 to 1358 and encodes 184 amino acids. Gene Ontology annotation, cellular component: plasma membrane. The record is from RefSeq and is a predicted model, not a curated record.